AAGUAAAAAACAAAAGAAAUGAAAAAUUUGAAAAAUUCCAAAUUAUUUUCUAUAUCAAUAUUAUGUCUACUUCAGAUUAUAAUAAAAGUAAACGCUCAGUUAAGCCCUUCUUAUCGUAAAUUACAUAGCGCGGUUCUCGUUGAAAAAAAACUAUAUAUUUUUGGUGGUUUUAAUAGUCCUAAUUUAGCUCCUGAAAAUGAGGUUAAUUAUAAUAAAAGUCCAGAUGACAGAUUUUUUUAUCUUGAUGUUUCAAUUUCAUUUGAUACCUCAAACUUACCGUGGAGAUCAGUAUCAAAUAAUGUAGAUAAUUUACCAUUAGGAUCAUUAUCAUCAGUAGCUACCGGAGGUGUAGCAGCAAGUAUUGGAGGUGUAAAUAAUGAUAUGAUAUUCUUUUUUAAUAAUGAAAGAGAUAAUGCAACAAAAUCAGAUCCUCCAGUUCACUCUUACAAUUCACCGAAUAAUGUAUGGAAUACACAAAUUUUUUCAGGAAACAAUCCUAUUGGUAGAAAUCAAAUGAGAAUUGUUACUGAUUAUAAUGGAAAAGUAUACUUGCUUACUGGGUUUGACUUUACUAUUCAAGGAGUAACUCGCUCUAGUGGUCUAUUCGUUUGUGAUACAAUAAAUCUGGAUUGUGUAAUCAAAGAUGCUCCUUUUCCUAGGCUUGGUUAUGGUGCUACUUUGUUACCAAAUGGAAUGAUAAUUUACAUAGGUGGAGGAGAUAGAAACUAUGUUCCUAUUCGAGAUGGUUUUAGAUUAAUAUAUUUAUAUGAUCCAGCUAAUGUUGAAUGGAUUCCAAAAGUCACUACAGGAAAAAAACUUUCUGAUGAUGUUGGAUUUACAACAGUACUUGGAUUAAAUGGAGAUAGAAUAAUUCUUUAUGGAGGUAAUAAUAAUAAUGAUGACAAUAAUUUAUAUGUAUUAAAUCUUACAAAUUAUGAGUGGUUUGUACCAAAAGUUAGAGGAAAAGGCCCUCAAUAUAAACGUGGUGAACAUUGUGCUAAUGUAAUUGGAAAAUAUAUGGUUAUAACAUUCGGUUCUAAUGGUGUUCUUGAUGCUAAAUAUAAAGAAGAUGGUGAAAGUGAUGUACUUUUGCUUGAUAUUAGUGAUGAUUCAGAAUAUGUUUGGACAACUUCUUUUGACCCUACUCCAUUAAAAAUUAAUUCCACACCAUCAAAUUCCUUAUCAUUAAAACCAGCAACAAACAAUACAAGUAUUAUAGUUGGUUUAACAAUUGGAUUAAUAUUAUUUAUUUGCAUAUUAUCUGGAAUUACAAUCUUUUAUAUAAGAUAUAAAAAUUCAAACAAAGCUAUCCCAACUCCUGGUAAUGUUGUUAAAGAUGGAGACAUAAUAACUAUUCCUAGUGAUUAUGAAUUAUCUCAUGGAAAAUAUAGAAUUUGAGGUAAAAUAUAUAUAUAAUGAUUAAUGAGAAUUAUUUUUUUAUUUUAUUUGAAUUUGUAAUAAUCUUGUAGAUCCGCGUUAGUUUUAAAUCUGCUUUUAUACUUUAAUUUAAUAAAUAUACUGUAUUAUUCGCGAUUUGUAUAGUUUCUUUUA
Messenger RNA from Rhizophagus irregularis DAOM 181602=DAOM 197198, 1551 nucleotides. RefSeq lists its product as uncharacterized. The record is from RefSeq and is a predicted model, not a curated record. NCBI's taxonomy places the organism in Eukaryota, Fungi, Glomeromycota, Glomeromycetes, Glomerales, Glomeraceae. Gene Ontology annotation, molecular function: protein binding.